AAUGGUGGCACUUGCAUCAACACCAACAAGUGCAGCUGCCCCAUCGGCUUCACUGGCCCAACCUGCAACCAGACAAUCAAUGCCAUUGUAUCAAGCGGCGUGGACGGUUUCUACAUCUGCCCGCGCAACGGCGUCUGCAGGGUGGCCGCACCCGGCCUCCUGAGCCUCUUCGUCAACCCCAAGCAGCUGCCCCUCUAUUUGGUGGCUGCGGGCAAGACCAGCCCAGCCGUCGGCGUGCUGGACGUCAAGUCUGACGGCUCGCUCACCUACACCCCGCCCAUUUCAUUCGCCGGCAACGUCUCCUUCCCAGUAACAAUCACCGAUCUGACAUCACUCAGGACUCUCAACAUAGUGCUGUCCAUCACCGGCCCUGCACCGCCCGUCCCCACGGCUGUGAACGACUUUUUCACGUGCCCCCUGGGCACUGACUGUGUGAUCCCAGCCCCUGGUGUGCUGGCCAAUGAUGUCAGCACCAGCGCGGGCGCCAAGCUUGUCGUCACCAGCAACACUGGGAACGUCACCGUGACGCCCGACGGCCAGGUCACCCUGAAGUUCGUCCCAGGCUUCUCUGGCAACUCGAACUUCACCUACACUAUCAGCGACGGCGUCUCCCUCUUCACCUCCACCGCCACCGGCACCCUGAGUGUCCCGGCCGUCCAGCCCUUGGGCGCAGGCGUCAGCCAGGUCUUCAACACCUUCCUGCUGCUGACCCCCGCGGACGGCAGCGGCGCCAACGCCGCGUGCCCCGACCCCGCGCCUGGUCUGUCCGAGAUCACUAACGCCGCGGUGGCCAGGCUGGGCACUGUUCAGAACAUCACCAGCAUCCAAAGCUCUUUUGUGAAGUGCGACUUGGUGGACAGCGGCAAGGUCCUGGUCACCAUGGCCACCACCGUCGGCGCAGCCAGCGCCGGGCCCAUCGCCACCCUGCUGGCAGGCGUCAACUCGCCCGCAUCCGUCGGCGCCGCGCAGCCCCUCGCCAACAUCUGCGCGUCGUCCCUGUUUGCAUCGCUGUGCAACGGCACUGUCUUCAGCAGGCUGCGUGUGGUCGACGGCUGCGCGACGGUCAACAGCCAGUGCCUUCCCGAGACGCUGCGCACCAAGCGCUGCAUCGUCCGGGGCCAGACGAUCGGUGGCUACACUUUCGUGCGCUCAAGUGCUGGCCGUGCCAUACCCUUCUUCAACGCCAACUCAGCAGGCGCCGCGUCAGACUCGCCUCAGGCCCGCCGCCUGCUGCAGAAGGUCCGCCAAGCCACGAUUGAGUCGUGCUGCGUAAGCCCCAAGCAGAAGGAGCCCCCGACAGGCACCGCCCCCACCUGCAAGAAGAUCAAUGUCGGCAAGAAGUUCACCAGCCUGGGUGCCUUCAAGCCCACUACCUGCAAGUGCACCAACAUCCGCGAGUUUGUGCAGGGCGCGAUGACCACCAAGGUGCCCAAGGUCAACGUCACCUUCAACCCGGCCGCCUACCCCUUCAGCGUUGGGUUUGUGGGCACUGUGUGCGUGCCCAGCCCGUCUAAGAGCAACCCCCUGAAGUGCACUAACAAGUUCCAGACCGUGGGUGCUGCCACCGUCACCUGCGCCAACGGCACCCUGAACCUAGCCUAUGAGUCGGCACCCCGCUAUGUCAUCGGCCGCGCGCAAAACGUUGUCGCUACAUGCGCCAACAGCAGGCUGAACCAAAUUUCCUCCUGCAACAUCGUCAAUGCGGCCGGCACGGUUGUGAGCCCCACCAUUACUGGGGGGAUGCAGAUCACCAACCCAGACUUUGACUCCAGCUGCGUGUGCAAGUCGACCGGCCUCAAGCCGGUGCUGCUGCUGAGCGCUGUCGAUGUCAUCGCGGGCCAGCAGUGCACCCCGUGA
Messenger RNA from Monoraphidium neglectum, 1857 nucleotides. RefSeq names its product outer membrane adhesin like proteiin. The record is from RefSeq and is a predicted model, not a curated record. Lineage: Eukaryota; Viridiplantae; Chlorophyta; Chlorophyceae; Sphaeropleales; Selenastraceae. The annotation marks the transcript as partial. The transcript has 7 exons.